This is a messenger RNA of Salarias fasciatus (jewelled blenny), 1462 nucleotides long. Its product is annotated as venom prothrombin activator vestarin-D1-like. Gene Ontology annotation, biological process: blood coagulation; proteolysis. The record is from RefSeq and is a predicted model, not a curated record. NCBI's taxonomy places the organism in Eukaryota, Metazoa, Chordata, Actinopteri, Blenniiformes, Blenniidae. Gene Ontology annotation, molecular function: serine-type endopeptidase activity; calcium ion binding. Gene Ontology annotation, cellular component: extracellular region.
AACAGUGAGGCGGAGACGGGGACGGGCUCGGAUGUGCUCACUUCACGGUACUUCUGGAUCCUCGGGCCCGACCCUUCCAGGACGCAGCGGCGGAGAGAGGGCGCAGGCCGGCAGGCAUCGACUCAGUCCCGGGCGGAGGACACACUCAUCCAAGCAGCACUGACUUCUUUGGACUGGGAUUGGAUUCGGAGUCACCAUGCGACCCGCGGCAGCUUCUGCCGCCCUCCUGUGUCUGCUGGCCGGAGCCAUGGCGGCCGUUCAGCUCCCAGAGACGGUGUUUCUGGACAAGCAGCAGGCGAGCUCGUUGAUGUCCCGUCAGAAGAGGAACACGGGCGGGAGCCAGGCCUCCACUCUGGAGCAGGCCUGCAUGGAGAAGGUGUGCACGUACGAGGAGGCCAGAAUCUUCCAGGACUCGUACCGCACGGAUAUCUUCUGGUCGGUCUACAUCGAUGGAGACCAGUGUGCAGAGAAGCCGUGCAAAAACGGAGCCAUGUGUUCAGACAGCGUGGGAGGAUAUGACUGCGUCUGCAAGUCUGGCUUCACGGGCGUCCACUGUGAAACAGACCAGACUCUGUGCACCCUGGAAAAAGACAAGGGCUGCUCCCAGUUCUGUAAGCCAGACUACAUAUCCUACAAAUGCUCCUGCGCUCCGGGAUGGAGGCUCAGCUCCACCGACAGGAAUAAGUGUGAACCAGCAGUUGCUUACCCCUGUGGUAAGGUGAGGAGCCUGAGCCAUGGGGAGAUAAGAUAUACCAGUAACGCGCAGACCAACUUUGAAGGAUUCAUCUGCACUUCCAAAGAGUGUCCCUGGCACGCGUUCCUGAAGAGUCCAGAGUCAGCAGGUUUCUGUAGCGGCGUCAUCCUGAAAGACAACCUCGUCCUGACCACGGCGCAGUGUGUCACCAAAUACGAUUCCUACCAAGUGGCCGUUGACAAACGCAGUGUGACUCCGGAAAGCGACGGAAGCACGUUUUUCGUGAAGAAGCAUCACAUCCACCCUCGCUAUGUGGAGGGACGUCCCGAGAACGACCUGGCCUUGAUCGAGCUCCGCGACCGAAUCAGGUUCUCCAGCACCGUCAUGGCCACCUGCCUGCCGGAGAAGGACUUUGCCGAGAGCAUCCUGAUGAAGGGGGACCUCCCGGCGGUGGUCACCGGCUGGAGGGAGCCCAGAGACAGGCCCGCUUUCCAGGGUCAGCUCUCGCUCAACCACCUGGCGUACAACCGGCUGCCGCAGUGCCUGGACACUUUCCCCGACCUGAUGACCAACAAAAUGGGCUGCACCGCCCCUCGAGCCCGGGCCGACUGCGACAUGAGCGCCGGCAGCCCCCUGCUCACUCUGUACCGGGACGUCUUCUUCCUCACCGGGGUGGUGAGCAAGCCGCCCGGCGCCGACUGCACCAAGGGCUACAUCUUCCAGAAGGUGUCGCACCUGGGCUGGCUGCGGAGCCUGGGCGCGCGUUAG